Messenger RNA from Limulus polyphemus (Atlantic horseshoe crab), 2834 nucleotides. Its product is annotated as WD repeat-containing protein 70-like. Gene Ontology annotation, molecular function: protein binding. NCBI's taxonomy places the organism in Eukaryota, Metazoa, Arthropoda, Merostomata, Xiphosura, Limulidae. Gene Ontology annotation, biological process: regulation of DNA double-strand break processing. The transcript is spliced from 17 exons. The coding region runs from base 43 to 1986 and encodes 647 amino acids. The record is from RefSeq and is a predicted model, not a curated record. Gene Ontology annotation, cellular component: site of double-strand break; nucleus.
UGCAAAGAACAAUUAACCACCAGAGGUCAAUAAUAAACAAAUAUGGAGGACGACUUAGAAGAAAUGAGAGCUCUGCGAGAGAGCCAGGAUUCAAGGCAAUUUAGAGACAACAGACAAGUAUUGAGUAAAGGAAAGGUAAAUUAUGGAGGAACAACAGAGGAAUUUAGCAGAAAUUUGUCAAAUAAAGAAGAUUCUGAUGACAUGUCAAAACUUGUGGGUUUCUCAGGAUUUGGGAAAAAAGCUAGAACAUUUGACUUUGAAGCAAUGUUUGAACAAACUAGGAGAGCUGCAAUUGAGAGGAAUCAGAAAAAUGAAGAAUUAAAAAUUGAGAACUUGGUUUCUCAAGAUGCACAGAAGGAUAAUAAUAAGCAAGUGGCACGCCUUUCAACUUCACAAUCUAAAGAAGAUAAUGACACUUCAUCUGAUGAUGACAUUAUUGGACCACCUAUACCACCUGAAAUUAAAGCCAGGUUAGAAGAGGAAGGUGAUGGUGAGAGUGAAGAAGAAGAUGAUGGUGAAGAAAUGAACAGGUAUAAGAAAAUUCCAGAUAGUCAUGAAGUUGAGCUCCGGCAUGGAGAUAAGUCUGUGACAGCACUUGGGUUGGAUCCCAGUGGAGCUAGACUGGUUACAGGAAGUUCUGAUUUUGAUAUUCAGUUUUGGGAUUUUGCUGGCAUGGGUGCAUCUUUGCAGUCAUUCCGAACUCUGAGGCCUUGUGAGUGUCACCAGAUCAAAAACUUAGAGUACACUGUAACUGGAGAUGCAAUAUUGGUAGUCUCUGGAGGGUGCCAAGCCAAAGUUUUGGACAGGGAUGGAUUUGAAAUUUUUGAAUGUGCUAAAGGAGACCAGUACAUUACAGACAUGGCUAGAACAAAGGGCCAUAUUGCUAUGUUGAAUGAUGGUUGUUGGCAUCCACGAGAAAAAGAAUUUUUAACUUGUUCCAAUGAUGGGACACUUCGAUUGUGGGAAGUUGAAAAGCAAUUACAUGUGAUUAAACCCAAGAAACAGGGAGGUCUCCGGGCGAUUCCUACAGCUUGUCGCUACAGUCGUGAUGGAAUUCUGGUUGCUGGUGCCUGUCAGGAUGGUUCUGUUCAGAUGUGGGACCAUAGGAAACACUUUGUCAACACAGCUGUUCUGAUAAGAAAUGCUCACCAAAAUGGAACAGAAACUUCAUCACUAGCCUUUUCGUAUAAUGGUAAACAUUUUGCCACAAGAGGAGGUGACGACACCUUGAAACUAUGGGAUAUUCGUAACUACAAACAUCCGUUAAACUCAGCAGAUAACUUGUUCAACAGAUAUCCAGUCACUGAUUGCAUGUUUAGUCCUGAUGAUAAGCUGUUGUUCACUGGAGUCUCUCUAACAAAAGGAGAUACUACUGGGAAACUAGUUUUUCUAGAUUGUGACACUUUCCACCAAAUGUAUGAAAUAGAGGUUUCUGAUGCUGGAAUUAUAAGAAGCUUAUGGCAUCCAAAGCUUAAUGAAAUCAUUGUUGGCUGCAGUAAUGGGUUAGUUAAAGUCUAUUACAACCCUGAUUUAAGUGAAAGAGGUGCUAAACUUUGUGUAGUGAAAACUCAGAGAAAGAAGAAACAAGUGGAAGUUAUUGUUCAACAGCAUAUCAUAACGCCACAUGCUUUACCAAUGUUUCGACAAGAUCGGCCUCGAAGUACAAAAAAACAACUAGAAAAAGAUAGGAAGGAUCCCAUGAUCUCUAAACAGCCAGAACUUCCAAUCACGGGACCAGGCCAAGGAGGUCGGAUUGCAUCAGCUGGAAACACGCUGUCCUCGUACAUUGUUCGUAACCUUGGAAUAAAGAAAAAAGAAGAUGAUAAUAUCGAUCCCCGGGAAGCAAUUUUACGUCAUGCCAAAGAGGCAGCUGAGAAUCCAUACUGGAUUUCUCCAGCUUACUCCAAAACCCAGCCUAAACCAGUGUUCCAAGAGGUAGAAGAGGAAGAGGAACCCACUCUGAAAAAAACAAAAUUUUCUGUAUAAAUAUUUUUAGACAAACAGGAAUGUUUCAUAUGUACAAGAUGUAUUUGUUUCUCAUUAUCCUGGAAGUGCUUAUUGGGCACAGAAAUUUAUUAACCAGUUGUUAUAAACAGAAUGGGGCUUUAAUGUCAGGAUAUUUUUUACACUAAAGGUCAAGAACAAAUGUUCUAUUUACAUUUUUAACUUUUUGGUCUACCAGCCAAACGAACUUGCAUUUUUUUUAAUAAAGGAAACUGUAAAAAUUAAAAUUAUUUAAGUAAAAAACAAGUAAUUGUGAAAGCUAGCUAAAUUCGCAUGGUCAUGAAGUUAACUAAAAUUCCAAAUAUGUUUUCAGAAUGCUUUCUCUAUCAGUUGGAGCAAAAAUGAAGAGGAAAAUACUUUUCAAAAGAAAUCAAUCUUGUUUUUCACUAUUGAAUAUUUAAUCAAUUUGUAACAUUUUACAUUGUAUUAUACUAAUUCCAAACAAACACUAAGCAGACUUUAUAAAAUAUGAAUUUCAGGGUUUAUUUUGUGUGUCAAACCUUCACUUUGUAAUAUAGAGUAAACAUGACCUACAUUGCAAGAUUAAAUACUUUUAGACUAUUAAACAUUUUCUUCGUAGCUUCAGAUAUGUAACAUCACAUACAUGUCAUUCUAAUUAAAUGGUAGUAAUCUUAUUACUGAUAUUAUGACCGUAUAAAAUGUGUUGAUGUUAGUUUUUUUCAUCAGUCAGAUAGUUAUUUUUAAAAUGAGACACCUAGUGAGAACUUACAAGAAUUCAACACUGUACAACAAUUUUUGUUUAACUUUUUAUUAUGACUUAUCCAUUACUUUGUAAUGUAAUUUUAAAGAAUUUUUAAUUAUUGACAUGC